UCUAGGGAGCUUUAACAUUCUGCAACCUGCCUGUCUGGCCCUAAGUCAUUCAACUGCAUUCAGAGAAGCCGCCUGACACAAGGUCAUAUGAAGGUAACAGGCCAUCAACUUUUUUCCUAUUACUAUAUUUCCCCCCAGUAUUUUUGUUCAUUACUUUCUCUUAUUACUUACCUAUGCUACACCCAGGAUUAUUGCUGAGAACAGGUCACUCAGGUACCUUCUCCUGGCACCUGCCUUGUACCAGACACCUAGAAAGAAAACAUGUGUUCAGCACAAGCUGUAUCAUACAGAUUAGCUAGUGUGUUAACCAGUUAGUCUCUAACUGGUUAAGUAGAAAUCCUUUGAGAUGCACAUUCCCAGGUGCCUGCCUAGGUCUAGGCAUUUUGAAGGGCAGCAGUGGCAGGCCUGCUGCAUUGGCUCCUCAGUACAGAACCUAAGAUUGUCCACAUUUUAUAUGCUAGGAGGCCAAUAAGAAAUGCAAAAUGGCUCCCUGCUAGAGGUUUGUGGAGUAUCCUAGGUGUCUGAGGGAUAGUGGCUGUAGUGGGCCAGAGACACAAGUUAAGCUUGGGGAAGGAGGCUGCUGACCAGCAGACCACAGAGAUUAGCACAGUGAGCUAAAAGGCAAAGGGUGCUCACUGCCUCUGAUCCCUUCUGGCUGUCAACAGUAACUGGAAAUGCGAUCUCUAGCCAGAUGUGUUGUUGGAGCCUAACUACUUCAAAAUGUCAGGGCAUUAGGUAUAUGAGCCUAGUGUGUGUACAGUGGUAGCUGUCAGCUGUCAGGAAUGGGAGGCAGAGAGAUGGCAGGCAGUGGGUGGCAAGGCUGCCAGUUAGAAAGAGACAGUUUUCAAAGUCACUGACUUAAAUGCAUGAACUAGACAGUUGACUCUCCUCUGCUUUAUUAGAAGUGUUCCCGGUUUCACAGGACCUUCCUGCAGAUCACGCUUGUUUCUAACCUAGAUGGAUUCUUCCCGUAAUUUACAUGUCACUUGUGUGGUUAAUUUCUCCCAUAAUUUCAGUUCAUGGCUAUCAGAUGUUGGUCAUUGUCUCAGUUUUCAUGGCUGUUUUAAAGUCUACUGAAUGAUGACUUUUACAAAAAGGAAGAGAUUGCUUUCAUCUUACAGAGUCACAGGGUACAGGAGGUGAGCAUAGCAGAUAAAGGUGUGGAGUGUGGCUAUGAAGAACUAUUUGAAGCUCCCGGGUUUCAGAUUUCUUCUGAGUCCCUGAGGACUAUAUACUAGAGGCUUUCAGUGCUAAGUGGCAAUUGUGGGGGAGGCAGGGUAGGGAGCAUGGUGAGAUGGGGCCUCUAGGUGGGGCCUCUAGAAGGGCUCUGUGACCCUUACCUCCCUCUGCAUGCUUCUGCUACAUGCACCUGCUGGUGGCUGUCACAGCUUUUCCCUGUGGAACUGACCACAGCUGGACCAGGGUUUGUGGUGAGUUGAAGCCUUGCAGAGCAGGUGGGACUGGAAAAGUGAAGGUGGGUUCUGCCCAGCAGAUUGGAGUCUGGAGAUCGGGGGCCUUAAGCACAGGUUAGACCUACGAGUGCCUGGCUCACCUGCUGCCUGGCUGGCAGGUGAAAAGGGGUCUAUCUUCCUUAGACCUUCAGGGCUUCAUGAGUUUUUUGUUGUUGUUGUUGCUGCCUCUCCCCCCAGCUGUUGGGGGUGUUCAUAUCUGACAUGAAUUAUGUCAUCACUGCUGAGGAGCAAGUAAGUGGGAUUUUUCUAUAUGGGUUGGUUAACCCUAGUCUGGAAAUCUGAGAUGGGAAAUGUUCCAAAAGGCAAUACUUCUGAGCACUGAGAUGCCCUGUGGAGAGAAGUCCACAUAAGAGCUCCUGUGAUCGCUUGCAGUCCAAAUGCCGUCAAAAAACACUGUAAGGAGCUGGAGAGAUGGUUCAGAGGUUGGGAGCACUGGCUGCUCUUCCGGAGGUUCUGAGUUCAAUUCCCAGCAACCACAUGGUGGCUCACAACCAUCUGUACUGAGAUCUGGCACCCUCCUCUGGUGUUCGGGCAUAUAUCGAGGCAGAAUGUUGUAUACAUAAUAAAUAAAUAAAUUUAAAAAACAAACACUGUAAAAGUUACCUUCAGUUAGGUGUAUAAAGAACAAAAUAUAGAUGAAUCUCUAUUUAGACUUGAGUGCCAUCUCUAAAAUAAUUCAUUAUGUACAUGAGAACAUUCAAAAUUAAAUAUUCAAAACAUGCCCGACCCCAAGAAUUUGGGAUAAAGAGUACUAGACAUUGGUAACAAGCUGGUCUUGUAGUAACCAAUGUCCUCCUCUCAGUGCCGCCGUGCUGGAGUUCCAGGUUCCCAAAUAUUCACCUGUCAACUGGCACAGCAAAUAGGGCUGGCUGUGCACUAAGGAAUGUAAUUUCAUUCCUAGUUACACCUGUGGUGACCUUGUUUCUAAAAUGUGUCUGAUGGCGCAUCUUCCUGGGUGCCCAGCUCGCUGCAGCAUUGGCCCAGUAACUGUUAGACCCAGGCCAGGUCCCACCCAUGUCUGCAGUGCCUGCUCCCAGUGUCUACCAGGAGACCCAUGUGGCUCACUGAGCUAAGGGACAGUUUGGGUGGGCCUUGUUGGCAUGGAUGCAGCCAACCCCCCCGGAGACUGUGCCCACAGGUGCCCAUCAGCUUCAAGGACUUGGCCGUGCGGUUCUCUGAAGAAGAGUGGCGGCUCCUGCAAGAGGGGCAGCGGGAAUUCUACAGAGACGUGAUGCGGGAAAACUACGAGACGUUGGUGUCUGUGGGGACCUCUGAGCUACUUCCUCUCUCCGCUUUCCUGUCACCCUCGGGGCCUGGAGGAGCCACAGCAGGAGAGAGCCACCAUGAUAAAGGACUAGAACCCCCAGUGGAGCAUGGCUCCCAGGGAGGGCAGCCCCAGCAGAGCCUGCACCUCACCGCCCUAGUGCAGCUGGUAAAGGAGAUACCGGAGUUCCUGUUUGGAGAGGUGAAGGGCGCUGAGGACUGCUCCGAGAGUGGGAGCACCAGUCUGGAAGGGGAUCGAGCGACCCCUGAGGUAGCCAGGGCUGUGGACACUUACCCUCCCCGCGGCCUGCUCAGUUCUCUUCCGGAGAGCCCUGCAAGCCACCCCAGCCUGGCCGCCACACCCACAGGCAGCUCAUCUUCCAGUGGCCCUCCUGGAGACUGGGCACAAGAAAGCCCCCUACCUACCAUAGAAACUGCUGAUAACUCACUGUCUAUAGAGAAGGAAGGCUUAGGAGCCUCAGGAGAGCCUUCCAUUCAUCCCAUUCAAAGCCUGGACCACAGCAAGAGCCAUCGAAGAAAAGAUAGAGACAGCACAGGAACAGGAACCGCUCCAGAGAACAGUCCCUUGCAAGGCCUCAUCAACUGUCUGAAGGAAAUCCUUGUGCCCAGGCCCCAGCACCGUGGGACAGCUCCAGACUUGCCACCUUCUCUCCCUGGCCUGAGUGUGUUGAAGCAGACCAGAGCUGAGGUGGAGCCAGGGAGCCUACCCUGCCCGGUGAAGACGGAGCCAGUAUCUGGGGAUUGUCCACUUCAAGGCCUGCUGAACUGUCUGAAGGAAAUCCCAGAAGCCCCAGACAGACGUCCCAGCCCCUCAGGAGCAGGGGACGUGCGGCUGCAGGAGGAUCCAGGAAAAAGGAAUUCUGGAGGGAUGAGAUGCCCCCAGACUCCUCCUCUCCGCCGGAGUCAUGGAGCUGGAAAUGUGCUUGCCAUGGUGAAAGUAGAAGACGGCUGGGUUCAGAGUCCCCCAGCACCAGCAUCCUGCCAGCUUAGCAGGCAGGGCCACAGUCCCUAUUUCACUGGAGAUACCAGAGAGGUCCGUGUACCCCGCUGGGGCCCCAUGACUCUUGCCAGCAGGGCCUCAAGCUCACCACUAGAAGCUCUAGAGGCCUGUCUAAAGGGCAUUCCUCCAGGUGGGUCAUCACCUCUUCAGCCACUAGCCACCUCAUGGUCCAGAAGUCCCCAGCCAGGAGAUUCUGGAUCUCAGAGGCUUGAACUACAGCCACAAGGAUCCCACAGUGAAGAAGCUACGAGAGAGCCACUUCUGCCUCUGAGUUUGCAGGGCUGCAUGAGAGAGGGACCUGGGAUUCAACCCUCUUGUUCCCAGGGUACCCCUACCAGCUUCUCCUCAGCCAGCAGCAGUGAUGGGGAUCUGGAUUUCAGGAGCCCCAGGAACAAUCUGGGGCAACGACUUGGGAAAGGAUAUCCACCAGGAAACUCUCCACUCCAAGGCCUGGAGAACUGUCUGAGAGAGAUCCCUGUUCCCAGGCCACAGGCUGCCUGGCCUUGUUCCUUGACUGUAGACAGGGGAUUGAAGAGACCAGAGCCCAGGAACUGGACUGCAGACCGAGAAGGACCGAGGGGCGAGGCCUGUGAGCCACCCCACCUCGGACAGGGUCGAGGAGAAGUACCCAGCAGGAGUCUCCAUCUAGGCAGUCCACAAAUGACUGCCAGACCAGGAACGUGGCAAUGGCCAAAAGAUGAGACAGCCACCUUGCCCUCCCCCCUGCACUGCCUGGAGAGCUCUCUGAGGGGGAUCUUGCCCGUGAGGCCCUUGCGUUUCACCUGUGUGACUGGCCCUGCCCCCAGUCCCAGCCCCUGCUCCAGCUCCAGCAUCAGCAGCUCUGAUGGAGAAGACCUAAGGCCAGAGCCUGCAUUCUGGCAGCCACCCCUCCAGAAGAGAGACCCCCUUCCCUCCAGUAAGGGUCCUGGCCCUCUGUGCCCUGUCUCUGGAGCAUCUCCAAGAGUCAACAACAGUAGUUGUCUUGCUGAAGACCCUGAGAGAACAGAGCCCAGAGACUGCAGCAGCCUCGGUACAGGAAGGGCAGAAGGGACAGGAGUCAAGUCCCAGUCACCCAGAAGAGAAGGGACUGCAGAGCACACAUGCCAGCCUGGCCCUGUCAGCAGUGCUGAAGUUAAAGGAGAAGGAAAAAGAGGAGAGGCAACUGCGUACCCAUGGCCUGCCUCUCAGCCAGAGGAAAGGCCUGAGCCCAAGGGUUCUGAAGACCCCAGGGACCUGGAGCCUGGACAUGGGCAACCCAGCAGCACAGCCAGGACCCAAGGAAAGCUGCUCUCUGGGGACCCUCUGGAGCCACCUAGCAAGUCUCCCCUUCCCACAACUGACUUGUCAACAUGGCCACCCACUUCUUCACAGCCACCAUGCCCAUGUGGCAGAUCCCUGCAGCAGGAGCUGCACAGCCUUGGUACUGCCCUUACGAACAAGCUGGACCAGCUUGCAGCAGCCUUGGCAGGCCUGACUCAGGAAGUGGCCACCAUGAGGACCCGGAUGGACCGGCUGGGAAGGCGUCCACAGAGCCUUGGACCAAAAGGCCAGGCUUCCUGGCGGUUGGCCCUCCCCCGGAGACCUCGCUGGGCCAGCAGACUAGACCACAGACACCUACCUUACUGGAGGCAGAAGGGCCCCACCAAGCCCAGACCAAAGAUCCUGCGGGCCCAGACAGAAGGCUGCAAGGCUGGUGACCGCCCAGGACUCUCUAGAGGGAAGGGCAAUUUGGUGCCUCAACUGCCUCCAGAUGGUUCCUCGGUAGAAUCUUCCAGGCCCACUUGUAGCUCAUCCCAGCAGAUCUCAGUAUCUGGAGGCCACACUGUGCUGACUGCACAUCCCCUUCUGGAACACACUGGUUGCCACCAGAAUCCCCUCUCCCCUUCAGUGCCUCCUGCCUUGGUCCCCCUUGUGGCCUCACCUGCAACCAGUGCAGACACAGAACCUCAGGCAGCUAGAGUGGCAGCGAUCAGCAUUCCAAACCAGCACAAGGAACCUAACAGCCUGCUGGGGGGAGCCCUCAGCAAAGACCUCUGGGGAGGUGACCACAGGGAUCCAAGGUGGGGGACCCAUUAACUGUGCUGUUCCUCUGCUCAGGCCUGUGAGGGUUCCUGGUGGGACCCUCUGGGGUACAGCCAUUGCAGGCUGCCUGUUUUCCAGGGGUUGUGUCUUCCUUACCGCUCAGCCAGCCCUCUCAGUGCUGCUGCAAGUCUGACCCUUUGCCUCUGCUGUGCCAGGCGCUCCUGGUGUCUGCAUAGAGCCACUAGAGAGGCAUUUCUCAGCCAUACCUCUGGCUUUCUUGGCUCAGGUUCAGUCAGCCAGUUGUUCUUCCUCCAUUAUCAGAGCCGUCUAGGUUCCAGGUGGGUGUCAUGCAUAUCACAUAUGCUCAGAGCCAGCUGCAGAUGGCACCGUGAAGGCACCUUAAUCUGAUUACCUACUCCCAAUCUCAAGGACACUAACAGGCCAGCCUUUAUCUGUCUAGAGUGAAUACUUCACAGAUCUCAUUUAGGGAGAGCCUGGCCUGUGGUCUGAGCUGAAUUGAUCCACAUGGAUUCUAAAACUAAAUACAUUAGCUGCUAAGAAAAGGCCAUCGGCUUCUAUGGAAGGGUGCUCAGAGGCACUUAGGCAUGGUGGCUUGGAUUAUCACCAGUACAGUGAGAGUUAGGCACGUUCCCUUCUUCCGAACAUACACCUCAAGAACUGAGCAUGUGCGGUGAGACUGGUGCAGCAUGCCACGGGGCUCCUGGGGAAGAGCAUGCACAUCUAUCAGUCUCUAGGGCUGUGCACAAGUGUUACAGGCUUAGUCUGGGCAGCUGAAACCAGGGGUCCCAAAUCAAGGUCUUGUCAGGGUUGGUUCUCCAGAGGGCAUCUGGCUCUGCUGGGGGCUGUCUUCAUGCUCACAUGGCAUCUUCUCCAAUGCCCUUCCUGCCACAACACAGAUGUUUUGGAUGGCACUCAUUCUCACUUGAAUUUAAUCUCCAAAGACUCUAAGGAACAUCACCUUCUGAAGUACCAGCAGGGUGCGCAGUAUGGUCAGCCUUUUGACAUUAUGACAUAGUGUUGUCAUCUAGAAAGUUCACAUUCAAGAACCAGACAGUUGAGAUUAAAAACAAAACCUCAUGUUUUAAA
Messenger RNA from Arvicola amphibius (Eurasian water vole), 6885 nucleotides. RefSeq names its product KRAB-A domain containing 1 (gene Krabd3). The record is from RefSeq and is a predicted model, not a curated record. The transcript has 17 exons. The coding region runs from base 2527 to 5832 and encodes 1101 amino acids. Gene Ontology annotation, biological process: regulation of DNA-templated transcription. NCBI's taxonomy places the organism in Eukaryota, Metazoa, Chordata, Mammalia, Rodentia, Cricetidae.